AUGAAUCGUAUGAAAUAUACAAUUAAACAAGAACCCGAUGCAUUAGAUCUAACAAAUCGACCACAACAUUUAUUAUCACCUUCAAUUGAAAAUGAAGAUGAUGAUGAUGAAUAUCUACCUAGUGAAGAUGAACAACAUACGAAUCAUAAUAAUCAACAAAGAAAUAAUUUUCAUAUAAAAAAAUCAACUUAUGAUAGUGGUUUUAUUGAUACAAGCGAUGAAAAUAAUGACUUAACUAUGGUUAAACAAGAACGAAAUCGUCAUCAUUAUCAUAGUACACCAUUACGAUCUCAACAAAUAAACUCUCAUCAUAUUCGUCAUCCAAGUACAAGUAGUAGUACAUGUUCAUCAUCAACACAUCAAGAACGAUCACAUUCACCGGUUGAUGAUAAAGAAUGUCGAAAUACGAGAUUUCUUGGUAGUCGAGCUGUUGCUGUACUUAAUCAUUGGUUUCAAUCAAAUCGUGAUUAUCCAUAUCCUGAUGAUGAACGUACUGAUCGUUUAGCUCGUGAAGCAGGUAUAACACAAAAACAAGUUAAAAAAUGGUUUGCAAAUAAACGUGUACGAAGUCAAAUGUGCUAUAAACCAUUAUAUCGAUCUCGUAAAUCUCGUAAUUUAUCUUCAAUUCGUCAAAAUCAAAAUCAAAAUCAAGUUUCAUCGAUUGUAUCAACACCAUCAUCAGCAACUGCAACGACAACAACAACGACACAAACACGUCGACCACAAACAAAUUAUAAUUAUAUUAUUAAUCAUAAUAAUAUAGCAACACCAACAUCAUUACCCGAUUUUAAUAAUGUUUUUUCAGGUCCUAAUCCUCCAUUAUUUAAUCCAAUGGCUGCUUCAAUGAUGAUGUUUAUGAUGCAACAACAUUUAAUGACAACAAUGAUGGCUGCAGCUGGUUUACCUCAAUUACCUUCAACACCAACAGCACCAUCAACACCAACAUCAACGACAAAUACUUCAACAACACCAAAGAAAACAAAUGUUGAUCGUAUUACAAGAUUUUGGUUAUAA
Molecule: messenger RNA, 1014 nt
Organism: Rotaria sordida
Lineage: Eukaryota; Metazoa; Rotifera; Eurotatoria; Philodinida; Philodinidae
Source: the annotation of a GenBank genome assembly